AUGCAAGCAGCUAUUGCCAUGGAGAAACCAACAAGAAAGAGAGGUAGACCUCCAAUUACAAAAGAAUACCCAAAUCCUUUACAAAGUCCAAUGGCUCAUUCUUCAAUGCAAGUGCAAAAACAAGGUCUAACUGGUCAAAAUUUUUCAAAACCACUAAUGAAAGUUGGUCAAAUGACACCUUCACCAAAGAAAAGAAGAUCAGGCAGUACUACUGGUAGUAGUGUCAAUCAUAUAGCCUCUGGAGGUUGCUCAAGGAAAGGUAGAUACAGAGGUGUUAUUUUAUCAACUCCACCAAAAAAAUCUAUAUCAACCCCAUCAAGUAUCAAUAUUAACAAUAGUAUACUUUCAAAAAGUGAAAUGUCUCCAUUACCAACUCCUUCUUCAAUCAAUGAUACUAUCUUCUCUUCAAAUUCAAAAUUAAAUUUCUUGCGGUCUUCUCCUCCAAUGCCUUCAUCCCCAUUUAAUUCUAUCAAACAUGGAUUACAAUUAGAGAAACCAAUUGCCAAAAGCACAGUUUCACCAUUACAGAAUUUUAGAUUUAGCUUGAAUAUUAACGAAAAUGGUAGAGCAACAAUUGCUAGACCAGGAGAAACUAUACAGAUUGAAGGUAUUCCAAAUAUUUCCUCAGAUGAAUUGAAUAGUUCCACUUUAAACUUUCCAUUGGAAUCCCCAUCUUUGAAUUGCAAAUCUGAGAAUGAUAAAUUAAUCAAAAACAAUGAUAAUGUUCAGUUAGAGAAAAAUUAUGUCAUCUCAAUGUUAAGACAGAUGAGAACUGAUAUAAAUAAAGGUAAAUCUAAUAAUCUUGAAAAUACAUUAGAAGAGGAGAGAAAAGUUGUUAACGAAUUGGAAUCAAAAUUAGAAGAUUCAAUCGCCAAUGAUAAAAAUAAUAAGAAGUUGCCAAUAAUCGUCAAAACUUCUCCUACACAUGAUGAAGAUUUAAAAGAUGAUGACAGAAACGCCAAAUUUAACACGGAUUCCUUAAAACACCAUCCUAACACAAAUUCUUUGUUACCACCAUCUACUCCAAAGACAACUUUUCAUCUAACAACAGGUUUCACUCCAAUUGCUAUUGAUCAAAUUUUAUUAGAUGAAACAAUAAUUGCCACUCCAAGAAGAAUUUUAGGUGCUUCGUUUGAUUCAAAUAAUGAAAAUAAUUUUGCGUUGUCACCAAAAUCAAAAUUACUACCAAAAUCAGGUCAAACAAUUCUAUCACAUUCACAUCAACAGGAAUUUGUAUUUAAACUUUCAAGUGGUGAUCCAUUAUUACUUACUGAUCAUGCCGAAGUAAGCUGGAAUGAUAACAUCAACACUGCAUCUUUAACUACAUCUCCAAGAAGACAGUUGUGUUUCAAUACUCCGCCAUCAUGGGUCAACUUUGGUUCCCCAAAGGCUUUCAGUCCGCAAAGACUUGAUACAAAUGCUGUAUUAAUAUCCAAUGGGCAGUCAUUAGGUGUAACCCAACCUGAACUUUCACCAUCUAAAAAAUCAAGUAUAGCGAAUUUUCCCAUGAUUAAUAUCAAUUCAUCACCGCCAAGAAUAGCUUCUGCUUCCUCAUUAUCACAUAUCGAACUUCUUUCAUCCACAGUAAAGAGAAGAAGAAGUUCUUUAUCAGUUCUGUCCACUUUGGCUGCAAGUAAUCUAAAUCUUCUAUCAAGUCCUGGAAAUAAUAUUUCAGCAAAAGCUCUGAUAGAACCUACAACUCCAAAAAAUGCCCAGGAAUUCCAAUCCUCAGUAAUUGAAUGCACUCCAUUAAUUCAACAAACCAUGAAUGGAUCAUUAACCGCCAAAUUUAUUCCAGGUACUAUCCCGGCUGAUAAUAACAACAACGAUAUCAGAAGCAACAUCAACAGUGACGUCGUUAAUAAUAAUAGUAUUAAUAACAAUAAUAACGGCAAUAAUAGUAAUCAUAGAAAUAGUAAUAGUAAUAAUAACAACCAACCUACGGUAGGAACAAUCAACGAAUCAUCAACAGUUUCAUCGUCUUUAGAACAAGAUGAUGCAAGAACUGCAUUGAAAAGAUUGAUGAGUGAGCGUUAA
Messenger RNA from Vanderwaltozyma polyspora DSM 70294, 2037 nucleotides. RefSeq names its product Msa1p (gene MSA1). The transcript has a single exon. The coding region runs from base 1 to 2037 and encodes 678 amino acids. Lineage: Eukaryota; Fungi; Ascomycota; Saccharomycetes; Saccharomycetales; Saccharomycetaceae. The record is from RefSeq and is a predicted model, not a curated record.